GAGAAGCUGAUGAACAGUAGACUGAAACCUUCACACUUUCUCCCCAGGUUCCAGAACAUAAGGUUGUAGAGGAGCAACAUGGGUCGCAGCUGCAGGAGGGAGGAGCCAAGCACAAGCAUUGCAGCUGUGCUGGGAACAAGUAUUUUCUCCUCCCAUUUCAUUCUCUGCUCCCCUUGCAGAGUCCUUGCUGGCAGCUCUGCUCCCUCAGGAGGUACGUGGGGGUUUCUCAGACUCUCUCAGCCCUGCAGGAUGAGUGGUCACAGGAGGUGCCUCACAUAUCUCCUCCUCACUGCCUUCCUGAGGCAGCCACUGGGCACCCUGGGGCAGAUCACCGUCACCCAGCAAGAAGGACCAGUCACACUGAAACAGGGAGACACCUUUCGAACAAACUGCACCUACCGGACUUCCAGCUUUUAUGCCUUGCUCUGGUACCAGCAGAGGAAAGGCCAGGCUCCCCAGCUGGUCUCCUAUCAGGCAGGAACUGGCUCCAAGCGGAACGGCCGUUUCACCACAUCCCUGAACCCCACAGAGAAAUCCAGCCUCCUGCAGCUGGAGGAAGUCGAAGGCUCUGACAGCGCCGUGUACCUCUGUGCUGUGCAGGACACGCUGGUGCAGGAGCUGCCUGGGCUGGGCAAAAACCUGGGGCAGGGAGGGGCUGGGGCUGGCAAGGCUGAGCCUGGGGGAAGGCUUUAUUCUGCGCUGCUUCUGCCCAAAGGCUUUGCAGAGGUGGCUUUUGGUUUCCACCAGGCAGCAGCCAGAGCAAUGACCAACUUUUCCCUGCUGCUCUCUGCUGGCCAUGGCCACAGGACUGUGGGAUUGUGAGGAGAGACACCUGGAGCAGAAGAUGGGGAACAUUCCAAUGACUGCUUCUUUUCCACUCCUGAGAAUGUUGGCAACUCACCAGUGAGGGAUGAUGCCCAA
Cuculus canorus (common cuckoo) is the source of this 921-nucleotide messenger RNA. RefSeq lists its product as uncharacterized. The transcript is spliced from 2 exons. The coding region runs from base 79 to 822 and encodes 247 amino acids. Gene Ontology annotation, molecular function: peptide antigen binding. The record is from RefSeq and is a predicted model, not a curated record. NCBI's taxonomy places the organism in Eukaryota, Metazoa, Chordata, Aves, Cuculiformes, Cuculidae.